AUGACGUCAACGGGCUUUUUAUAUCUGUGUCUCAUAGUUAUCUUCACAGGAGUAGUAAAUAGCUCAAGUGACAAUUCUGCACAAGUGUAUCAAAUUAAUCCGAGGACCAAUAUUAGUCAACACGGAAAUAGCAAAUUUGGUUGGUUGAGAUUCCAUACUCUGGACGAAAUUUAUGAUUGGUUGGAUGGAUUGCAAAAAAAAUUCCCUAAAAAUGUACAAGUUAUCGUUGCUGGUGUUUCCACGGAAAACCGUCUCAUCAAAGGCGUCCAUCUAAAAUUUAGUGAAAAUAAAAAGGCCGUUUUCAUCGAGGGAGGAAUCCAUGCCCGAGAAUGGCUAUCGCAUUCAACAUCCACGUACCUAAUAAAUGAGCUCUUGACGAGCGAAAGACCAGACAUUCGCCAACUCGCUGCAUCAUACGAGUGGUAUAUCUUCCCUAGUGUCAAUCCCGAUGGUUAUCCGACUUCAAUGAAUUAUCGGUUGUGGCGUAAAAAUCGAUCAAAAUCGUCAAGCUUAAGCUGUUAUCAAGGUUUUUGUGGUUAUUGCAACGGCGUGGAUUUGAAUCGUAACUGGGACUUCUACUGGGGAGGUAAACCGGGGACGUUUCAUGAUACGUGUAGUGAAAUUUAUCCAGGAACAUCUGCUUUUUCAGAAUCGGAAACAAAGUCACUAUCUAAAUAUAUUAAUGGCAUCGCACCCAAUCUCUUUGCUUAUAUUAGUUUCCACAGUUACUCUCAGAAACUCAUAUUCCCUUAUGGACACACCAUAAAUCGUGUGAAUAACUAUGAUGAACAGUAUUCUGUUGCUCUUGAUGCUGUAAAAGCGCUUUCAAAGAGGCACCAAACUCAGUACGAAGUAGGAAGCAUUGGAGAACUUAUGGGAGAAGCUACUGGUAGCUCGUUGGACUGGUUGAAGAAUAAGUACAACAUACCGUUCGCGUAUUGCUACGAGUUACGAGGUCAAACGAGCAGCGGUAGAUUUUACGGCUUCGUCGCUCCGCCAAGUGAAAUUACUCCCGUGGCUGAAGAAGUCAUGGAUUCAUUGCUUGCUCUUUUCCUCAGUGCUACUAAACGUAAGCGUUACUCACAAUCAUAGUUUGUUCAUCAAGAGAUUAAACCUUGUUAUUCCGAGAUUAGUUGUGCGACCUUACCUUGCGAGUAACUGUAAAUGUGACGAGUCUUGUUGUUAUUGACUGAUGAUUUAGAUUUAGUUUUUUCCAAGUUAUAUGACGAUGCAAGUACUGAAACUUUCAUGAAAAUAAUAUUUUUUAUGACGUAUAUACACUAUAUUUGUUAUCUACUUAAUGUUAAUAAAGAAUUUUUUUUAA
Messenger RNA from Copidosoma floridanum, 1324 nucleotides. RefSeq names its product zinc carboxypeptidase-like. Gene Ontology annotation, molecular function: zinc ion binding; metallocarboxypeptidase activity. NCBI's taxonomy places the organism in Eukaryota, Metazoa, Arthropoda, Insecta, Hymenoptera, Encyrtidae. Gene Ontology annotation, biological process: proteolysis. The record is from RefSeq and is a predicted model, not a curated record.